AUGCCUUUCGACCCCGAAGUAUACAAUCUGAAAUGCGCCGGAUUAUCCGAUGACACCCUCCUAUCCCGGUGGUCUUAUUAUGUCCGCCAGCUGGCAAGCAGCUCGACGGGCGCGGCACUCCACACCGCUGCCGGAGGCUUUGCCUUGGGCCUGACCUGGCUCAUGAUCCCCUACGAUGCGGCGCGGAUCCGGAACGCCCGACGGAAACGGCGCAUCCUCGAGGAGCACGCAGUGGACCGCUGUCUCGCCGUUAGAACGAAGCGCAGCGACGUGCUGUUUCCGAUGGUUGUCGGAUUGGCGCUAGGCGCCGUUGCGUUGGGUGGUGCUGCUUUAUCCGCGGACCUGCUCGUGGGAGGCAAUGGGUCGUCCAGGUUGACGGUCGUCAAGGGCGCGGCUCACUUGGGGUUGGAUGCCGCCAUCGCUGCGGCUGAGCGGUCGUUUGCCGACAAGGAGAAGACCAAGAUCGAAAAGAAGCUGAAACGUGGUUCCGCAUGCACACCCGCAUUGCUUGGAGCAUUCAAGAAAUAA
Messenger RNA from Colletotrichum higginsianum IMI 349063, 528 nucleotides. RefSeq lists its product as uncharacterized. Lineage: Eukaryota; Fungi; Ascomycota; Sordariomycetes; Glomerellales; Glomerellaceae. Bases 1 to 528 code for a protein of 175 amino acids. The record is from RefSeq and is a predicted model, not a curated record. The transcript has a single exon.